AUGAAGGCAGUUAUAUUUCUGCCGCUUUUCUUGAUUCUGUGUAGUGGAAAUGUAGUAAGACAUGAAGAGAAUGACCAGGACUGGUGGGAGACUACGAUCUUCUAUCAGAUCUACCCUCGCUCUUUCCUUGAUAGCGAUGGAGAUGGAAUCGGAGACUUGAAUGGUAUAACAUCAAAAUUGGAAUACAUCAAGAGCUUAGGUGUUGGAGCUAUUUGGAUGUCUCCUAUGUUCCAAUCACCUAUGUAUGACUUCGGGUACGAUAUCGCUGAUUUUUACGCCAUCCACGACGAGUAUGGAACAAUGGAAGAUUUUGACGCUUUAAUGGAGAAAGCCAACGAACUCGAUAUUAAGGUAGUUUUGGAUUUGGUGCCAAAUCACACAUCGAAUGAGAGCGUCUGGUUCGAAGAAGCUCUGAAUGGCAAUGAAAAGUAUUACAAUUACUUCGUCUGGGAGGAUGGAGUGAUCGAUGAGGACGGUAACAGGCACCCGCCGAAUAAUUGGUUGAGCCAUUUCCGUGGAAGUGCCUGGGAAUACAGAGAAGAAGUUGGUCAAUAUUAUUUGCAUCAGUUUGCUGUUGGCCAGCCAGACUUGAACUACCGUAAUCCCGAAGUUGUUGAAGAAAUGAAGAAUAUCAUUCGUUUCUGGCUAGGUAAAGGUGUAGCAGGUUUCAGAGUAGACGCAGUCAACUGUCUUUAUGAGGCAGAUAAAGAACUUUUCGGAGGCAAAUACCCAGACGAGCCACUUUCUGGAAACAUUAACGCUGACCCCGAGUCCCAUGACUACUUAAGCCAUAUUUACACCAAAGAUCGUGAAGAAACGUACUACAUGGUGUACGAAUGGAGAGAUGUCUUUGAUGAGUUCAAAGAAAAAGAUGGCCUUACUAGAGUCAUGAUGACUGAAGUAUACGCUACAAUCCAAGACGUAGUAAGAUACUUCGGUGAAGGAGAUAAGGAAGGAGCCCAAAUGCCUUUUAACUUCGACCUUAUUACCGACGUUGACGCCUCAUCUUCCGCCGCCGACAUAAAAUACACUAUCGACAAAUUCUUAACUUACAAACCUGUUGAUAAAGGCGCUAAUUGGGUGGUUGGUAACCAUGACAACAGCCGAAUGGCAACUAGAUACGGCCCGCCUUUGGUCGACGGAAUCAAUAUGAUUGUAUUGUUGCUUCCUGGAGUAGGAGUGACUUAUAUGGGCGAAGAACUCGGCUUAGUAGACGGCUACGUCAGUUGGGAAGAUACAGUCGAUCCAUCCGGAUGUAACACAAAUGAUCCAAUCAAUUAUGUGUUGUCAUCCCGUGAUCCUGAACGUACCCCAUUCCAGUGGAACGCUGAUAAAAACGCUGGAUUCUCCACGGCUGAUAGAACCUGGCUGCCAGUAGCAGAUGGCUAUGAAACGUUAAACGUAGAAGCCCAGAUAGCAGCUGAAAGAUCACAUUUGAAGGUCUACCAGGCAUUGGCGAGUCUUCGUCAAGAGAAAGUCUUCAGAUAUGGACGUUAUGACUCUUUGGCUAUGAACCACGACGUUUUUGUCUUUAGAAGAUGGUAUCAUGGAGAAACUUAUUUAGUUGUAGUGAACAUGCGUGAUAAUGAACAUGUAAUCGACCUAACAUACUUUGAAAAUGUUGCUGGUGACGUCAGCGUUGUGUUGAGAAGCAUCGAUUCUCCUAAGAAUGAAGGUGACGUAUACGAUGCUUCGUCCCUCCCAGUCGUCGGAUUUGAAGGACUUGUACUGAAACUGAACUAA
Messenger RNA from Spodoptera littoralis (African cotton leafworm), 1743 nucleotides. NCBI's taxonomy places the organism in Eukaryota, Metazoa, Arthropoda, Insecta, Lepidoptera, Noctuidae. The record is from the annotation of a GenBank genome assembly.